This is a messenger RNA of Talaromyces marneffei, 1089 nucleotides long. RefSeq lists its product as uncharacterized. NCBI's taxonomy places the organism in Eukaryota, Fungi, Ascomycota, Eurotiomycetes, Eurotiales, Trichocomaceae. The transcript has 2 exons. Gene Ontology annotation, molecular function: DNA-(apurinic or apyrimidinic site) endonuclease activity; DNA N-glycosylase activity; zinc ion binding. The record is from RefSeq and is a predicted model, not a curated record. Bases 1 to 1089 code for a protein of 362 amino acids. Gene Ontology annotation, cellular component: nucleus. Gene Ontology annotation, biological process: base-excision repair.
AUGCCCGAACUCGCAGAAGUUGCGCGUAUCGUGCACUUCAUCCGAAAACAUCUCGUGGGCAAGACUCUGGCAAACGUGCAAGCGCAAAAUGACGAUAUCGUCUACGGGAAAGUGGGCACGAGCGCUGCUGAGUUUCAAAAGGCAAUGCAGGGCAACAAAGUCAUCGGUGCUGGCCAGCAGGGUAAAUAUUUCUGGAUCACAAUGUCAAAGCCUCCGCAUGUUGUGAUGCAUUUUGGCAUGACAGGCUGGAUGAAAAUCCGAAAUGCGGAUACAUACUACUACCGUACAACCAACGCGGAUGACAAAGAGUGGCCUCCAAAAUACUGGAAGUUUCUGCUUGAGACAGACGAGAACCCAAAGACAGAGGCCGCGUUCGUGGACCCUCGCAGAUUAGCGAGAAUACGGCUUGUUGAUUGUCCGGCUGAUGAAAUUCGACAAUAUACUCCUCUCAAAGAAAAUGGACCGGAUCCCGUCACAGAUAAGGACAUUUUGACCAUCGAAUGGUUGCAAGAUAAAAUCAAAAGCAAAAGAGUCCCAAUCAAGGCUCUGCUACUUGAUCAAGCCAACAUCAGUGGCAUUGGCAACUGGAUGGGUGACGAAAUUCUGUAUCACUCCAAGAUACACCCGGAGCAAUAUAGUAACACAUUGACGGACGAACAAAUAAAACAACUUCAUACCUCUAUUGACUAUGUCUGCACGACAUCUGUUGGGGUGCUUGCUGAUUCGGAACAGUUUCCUGAAGAAUGGCUUUUCAAACAUCGAUGGGGCAAAGGAAAGAAGAACCAGCCUUCUGUACUUCCGAAUGGCAACAAGAUUGUAUUUCUUACCGUUGGCGGAAGGACCAGUGCCGUUGUACCGUCAGUUCAACGAAAGACUGGCCCAGUGGCAAAGGAGAUCAGCGAUGAAGACUUAGAGGACAACAAGGAAACGAAAGUUGCCGUGAAUGGCAAACGAAAGCGAGCUGCUGUGAAGGAAGAGGAAGAGGACAAGGAUGCAAUAGUCGCACCAAAACGGGCAGCAUCUAGAAGGGGCAACAGAUCUAGCGCAAAAGCUAGCACUCCGAGACGUGUGAAGAAAGAGCGGGAUUGA